Molecule: messenger RNA, 3289 nt
Organism: Oenanthe melanoleuca
Lineage: Eukaryota; Metazoa; Chordata; Aves; Passeriformes; Muscicapidae
Gene: WDR72
Product: WD repeat domain 72
Exons: 19
Coding region: 1-3231 (1076 amino acids)
Biological process (GO): protein localization to plasma membrane
Cellular component (GO): cytoplasm
Molecular function (GO): protein binding
Source: RefSeq, a predicted model, not a curated record
AUGAGGACAUUGGUACCGGCUGUGGCCGUGUGGGGGAGAACAGCUCCCUCUCACAGCAUCACUGCUGUUAUGAUCACAGAUGACCAGCAGACCAUAGUUACAGGAAGCCAAGAAGGACAGAUUUGUCUCUGGGAUCUUUCACCAGACUUACAGAUUUCAUCUAAAGAAAUUCUCUUUGGCCAUACUGCUUCUGUAACUUGUUUGGCAAAAGCAAGAGAGUUUGAGAAACAGCCAUAUGUAGUAAGUGCUACUGAAAAUGGGGAGAUGUGUGUUUGGAAUGUCACUAGUGGACAGUGCAUUGAGAACACAAAGCUUCCUUAUAGGCACACAGCAAUCCAUUAUUACCAUUGCUCAUUCCGAAUGACAGGUGAAGGCUGGCUUCUUUGUUGUGGAGAAUAUCAAGAUGUUCUUAUUAUUGAUGCUAAAACUUUGGAUGUUCUUCACACUUUAUCAUCUCAGUCUUCUGAUUGGAUAAAUUGUAUGUGUAUUGUACACUCUGCAAGAAUUCAAGAAGACUCUUUGGUUGCAGUGUCUGUAGCUGGAGUUGUCAAAGUGUGGGACCUGUCUUCAUCUCUGAAUAGCAUUCAGGAGAAGCAAAGUGUGCACGAGAAGGAAUCAAAAUCUCUGGACUGUAUAAAUUGUCAAGCAGUGCGAUUUUGUACUUACACGGAAAGACUCCUUCUAGUUGUGUCCUCCAUGUGCUGGCAGGUCUAUGACUAUUGUGAUUUCUCCUUGCUUUGUACUGAGUUCUGUAAGAGUGGUCAGUGCUUUGCUGGUGGGGAAGUGCUGGCAGCUUACAGACUUAUCAUCUGGACAGAAGAUGGCCACAGUUACAUCUACCAGCUGCUAAACAGUGGCCUUUCUAAAAGCAUGUACCCUGCUGAUGGGAAGGCACUGAAGGAAACAGUUUAUCCUCAUUUACUCAGCUUUACUGGUAUGAAGGAAAAUAAGUGUCCUUUUUCACAGAAUCUUCCUAUUGUCAUGGGCUUCAUGAAUGAAAGAAAGGAGCCUUUCUACAAGGUUCUUUUUUCUGGUGAAGCUUCAGGACGGAUCACUUUGUGGCACAUUCCUGAUGUUCCUGUGUCAACAUUUGAUGGUUCUCCAAAAGAGAUCCCAAUUAUAACCAUAUGGACUCUUCAGGAUAAUUUUGAUAAAAACCAUUCCAUGUCAGAAGGCAUUAUUGAUCAACUUUGUGGAUCUGAAGAUGGAUUUAGAAGUGCAGUUGUCAGUUCCUCUAUGUACAUACCUGGUCUUGAUAAGCUUGUAUGUGGAUGUGAAAAUGGGAAAAUUUUUGUAACAUUAGGUUUAAAAACUGCAAGAGCAAGACUAUUAGAAAACAUAUCUUUUCUUAAAGAUAAACUACCUUAUAAGGUUCUGAAUGGUCACAGUAGCAGAGUCACUUGCUUACUUUAUCCACAUGAGAAAUCAGUAAGAUUUGAUCCAAGCUGGCUGUUAUCAGGGGGCCAGGACUCUGUUGUGAUCUGCUGGGAUAUAUUUACUGGAGGCAUCCUACACCAGUUUAAUCUGCAGUCUGGUGCAGUGACAGAGCUCUUGCAAUCCCCAGAACACUACAGAUUAAAAGAUGAGAGUAUAGUGUGCUGUGUGUGCAGUGACCACUCAGUAGCAAUUCUACACCUUCAGAAGAGACAAUGUCUCUUACAUGCCAGAAAGCAUCUGUUUCCAGUGAAGAAGAUAAAAUUUGACCCUCUUGAGAAUGUGCUAAUUGUUGGAUGUGAAGACAAUUCAGUUUAUAUUUGGGAAAUUGAAACAGGCACACUGGAACGACAUGAAACUGGUGAAACAGCAAGGGCAAUUCUUACUGCAAUUGAAGAUUCAGAAUACUUAGUGGCAGAUGCUCCACUUUCUGUAUCUCAGGAGACAAAACGAAACAAGAAUUCUGGAUACAAACACUCCAGCUUGUAUAAGCAUGGCAUGGGCCCUUAUCUUGCUCAUAUAGAGAAGUCUUCAGAUAAGUUGACUGAUACAAGCUGCGUCCAACAGCCCUUUACUAUUUUACCAGCUAAGACAAAAUGGAACAAUGCAAAUUUUCAUAUUCUCUUAUUUGACCUGGAAAAACUUGAGGAACUGCUCUCAUCUCAACUCAAUGGAUUAAAGUCAUCAAAAUCAUUCCACAACCAAUGCACCCUAGAAAGAGUUAAAAGUACUACUGAGAAAAGGGCACUGACAUUAAAAAGAAAUAAAACUGCUGCCUUUGUACCUCAAGUAGAUGGGCAGGCAGAGACUGUUUGUUCAGACCAAGUUCAUAGGGAUAAUACUGCAGCUAGGCCUGUGGAAGAAAGUGGUGGCACGAAAAGACGGAAGAAAAUGAAGAGUUCAAGAAAGAUCAGAAUGCAGCCAUCAGGAAACAUCGAUGUGAACAUUGCCACUGAUACAGCUAAACUGCUUUUGUCAUGUCUCCUACCAUGGGGUGUAGACAAAGAAAUAGACAAUCUCUGUGCAGGACACUUGGAUAUCUUGAGGCUUCAGUGUCCUGUUUCUUUUGGACUUAUGUCAGAUGAAAGUCACCUCUCACUGAUGUUGCCAGGAUGGAGAUGUACUGAUUGUGGUGUGCUAGGAGAACAUGAAGUUUUCAAUUUGUUUUCAAAAAGAGUCCUUGAUUUAUCAAACAAAUACCUUACUGCGACUGAAGGACAAUCUGGAAAGGAGGAUGGACCUGAGAAUAAUGAUUAUGGAACAAGGGACUUGGAAACAAUAUUUUUUUUAUUUAGCAGAAUAGCUUUAAUCAACAGGAUAAUUAACACACCCUCAGCAGUUACAGAUGAAAUCGAAAGUCCACAGAAACCAGAAUCUGUACAUGAGAAAUGGCAAAAUGUAGAAGCAGUAGCACUUUCAUGCCCCAGUUUUUAUGGGGACUUACCAAGCAGUAAGAGCAGAUAUUCCCCAGACUUUGGGAGCAUUUCAUUGCUGAAACUCAUUUGCUGUUGGAAUGACCAAUCUGUAAAGAUUGUUGAGGCAAUGCAAGCAGUGCUGCUGGCAGAAGUUCAGAGGACUAUUAAUCCCUUGAGAAAGACAGCGAUUUGCAGAGAGCCAUUGGCCAUAGUAGAGAAUGGAAAUGUCAGUGUGCUGAAGCAUGACAAGAGCUCCAACUCGGCAAACUUCCAAGAUGUGGAGGAUGUGCCUGACAGAUGUGUCUUGGAAGAGUCUGAGAGUCCAGAUGACAUGAAGCCACAUCCCUGGAUAUCUAAGGUGUGCUCCUGUAAGGUGUGUUAGAAAAAAACCUGCUGAGAUGAAGGAAUUAGAAGAUGUAGAAGACAGCCAAGAAAUAGGA